AUGACCCCUCCAAAGUUUACACCUCCUGUCACAAUACGGCUCACUCCUACUCACUGCCUGAAACGUCAGGAUACGAUAUUUGAUGAGCUUUUUCAAUCGAUCGACAAAUGCAUCUUUCUAAGCUCCACUCAAGACGCUCUCGACUCGUUACUUUGCAGUGCAUUCUUCGAUCCUUCUGUUCCAUGCAAUUUAGUCGGGGCUGCAUCUCUCGGAGCACGAAAAGCGAUUUCGACUGCAAAUGUGAUUGAUAAUCAGCAGCUUCUUAACACGAUCACGCAUAUGAAACCACAUCUGAGCAUUUUAUGGACUGCUGCAAUAUGCAACGACCAGGCAAAUUCGCUGCUAAAUAUGGUUCUAAAUAGUUUACCGCCGAUAUGCCUGGUGGCGGCCUUUCUAACCCACACGAUUCACUCGUUUCUUCAGGUAGAAUAUUGCUUAAGAGACUUGGAGGAGCCUCGCAUUGCUCGGGCAACUGAAUUCCAGACUUCUUACUUUUGUCGGCCAGAUGUAUCAGUGCCAUGGUCGCCAGCGCCUCCUUUCGGCGCAACUCCAAUUCAAAACCUUAGCCUUGAAGUCAGAGCACAUAUUACACAUCAGCACAAGCCAAUUUCAUGGAGAAUCAACUGGGUCUUGGAUUCCGGGGAAAGAAUACCGGCGAGCAAAGUUUAUCAACCUUUGGUUGCUCAGAUUUACGAUAUAUGUGACUCUUGUCCCGCAGAUCAAGCCGAUGAGCGACCUUAUUUGGAACGGGAUCUUGCUGACGAACAGUCGGGCGUUGCAACAUCGCGCUUGUUUAAUUGGCAUAGGAGUUAUGAUGACGGCAUCUGGCUUGACGAAGGUAGUGAGGAUGUUGAAUUGGUUCGGGAGUUACAGAAACAUCCGUGGAUUGUUGAUCCAUUUGAUAGCCUGGAAAAUGAGCCAGUUGAAGAAACAAAGCACCGCAAGGUCUGCUUUGAAGCUAUAUCGCGAUGGAAUAGUGAGGUCGAAAGAUUUCGGCUGUUAGGGGAAAAUGCCUCACCAUGA
Messenger RNA from Penicillium verrucosum, 1023 nucleotides. RefSeq lists its product as uncharacterized. The transcript is spliced from 2 exons. The record is from RefSeq and is a predicted model, not a curated record. NCBI's taxonomy places the organism in Eukaryota, Fungi, Ascomycota, Eurotiomycetes, Eurotiales, Aspergillaceae. The coding region runs from base 1 to 1023 and encodes 340 amino acids.